AUGGAGAACCUCGAUACUCUCUCGGCGGCCGGUCUGCCCGUGUUCGACCUAAACGCGCAGAGUCUCGACGAGAAUGACUGGUCUCAGUGCCCACUGGGACCGCGCGAGUCCUGGCCGUCGUCGCUGACAUGUCUCGUCAACUCGUGUGUCUUGCCCAUGCCCCACUGCGCCGCCAUCUUCUGGGGCAGCGACCUCGCCGUCGUUUACAACCUCGCCUGGGGGCGCGCGCGAAGUAACCUCGACGGGCAGGGCACUUCUGCCAACUACAGCUACUCCGAUGAAGCCCUCCGCGCCCUGCGCUCCGUCGUACGCGGCCGCUCGGUCAAGGUAGUCGCCCGCCUUUUCCUCAAGGACCUCGAUGACCCUGAGUCGCAGAUCCUACUUAGCACCCUCGUCGAUGACAAAGGCACCCGCCAGGGCGUCCUGGCCCAGAUGCUGCAGAACAACUCGGUCGAGAAGUACCUGUCGCUCAAGGGACUUACUAAGCUUGCGCGCGAAAACCCCAGCAGGCAGCUGAAGGACUCCCAAUCGCAACAGCAGGGAAAAGGUGACGUGGGACUACAGCCCGAUGCACGACAGACCCAGCUAUUCGCGAGGUUUGCCGAGCUGCUUCCGAACGGCCUCGCCAUUCUCGAUGCCAAAGCCGAGGCCAUGUUCGUCAACGAUGAUUUCUUCAAGCUGACGACGAACAAGGGCCAGAACGAAUUCCGCGCCUGGCCUGAGAGCAUUCAUCCGGAUGACUAUGACAAUGUCAUGAGUGCCUACCGCAAAGCCUUCUCCUCUCGCGAUGAAUUAAGGAUCGAAUUCCGAUGUGUCGGUGAUAACGCUGCUGGCCACGAAGAAUGGCGGUUGUUCCUGCUCAGGCCACUUGGCGAGGAGGCCGAGGCCGGAUUCAUCAGUGCCAUUGUCGACAUUACUGAGAUUAAGAACGCCCAACUUACGCAAGAACGAGCCGCCACUGAAGCGCGAGAGCGCAAAGAUCAGCAGGAGAGGUUCAUCGACAUGAUUUCGCACGAGAUUCGCAAUCCGCUCAGCGCCGUCCUGCACCUAGCCGAAGAAGUCAAGGAGGUUACCCGUGAGAUUGGGAACAGCCACACGGAGCUGCACGACCAGGUCGCAGAUAUUAUGGACGCUGCAGAUACAAUACUGCUGUGCGUCUCCCAUCAGAACAACCUUGUCGACGACAUACUAUCCUUCUCAAAGCUUGAUUCCAUGAUGCUAACUCUUAUCCCGCAUGAAGUACGGCCGAAAUGGGAAUUCUCUACGUUCCUCAAGGUGUUUCAAUCUGAGUUCAGAGCAAAGAACAUCAAGUUUCAUUAUGCAAUGGAUGUUUCGUACGACGAACUCGAAGUUGAUCACGUUAUUGCCGAUCUUAAUAGGAUGAAACAAGUUCUGGCUAACUUGAUCACAAAUGCAAUCAAGUUCACAUCUCAGAAGCACGGUGAGAGGAAGAUUGUUGUCUCCUUAGGUGCCUCUAUGGAGCAUCCAACCUCGUAUCCACCUAACAUGAUAUUCUUUGGUCGGGAUGAAGAAGCGUUCCACGUUGACUCGACGAUAACCUCUGAGUGGGGUUCUGGGGUCGCUUUUUACCUCUUGAUAGCUGUCAAGGACACAGGCAUAGGUAUAAACGAAGAGGAUCAAAAGAAGUUAUUCGAGCGAUUUCGCCAAGCAACACCAAAAACGCAGGAGAGAUAUGGAGGCUCGGGGUUAGGUCUUUUUAUAUCCCGCAAACUCUGCCAACUACAUGGCGGCGACAUUGGUGUAAGCUCCAUAGAAGGGGAGGGUUCAACGUUUGGAUUCUUCUUCAAAGUUCGGCGUUCAGACGGCCGACCAUCAUGCCAAUCUCGAAGUAAUUCUGACCAAAGCGCUCAACCAUCCAAUCGCGCCCAGACCCCGCGGCCUUCGUAUAGUCCUGCGAAUCCCAACUUCCUAAACAUUAAAGAGGGAAAGAAAGAAACACGGCCUGAAGCUCAGACGCUCACAAGCCAUCGGGGGAUCGACAUCGACAAGGUCGAUGACUCUCUCAAGAACCCACCAACGGAGUACAGAGCAGAAGCACAUCCAGAAUCCUCCGAAGACAACUGGACCGGGGAGACGAAACGGACCGUGAGUCAAGUUCAACGCGAGAGUACAUCCACCACCACCGCUAUCGAAGACAAGCUGUUCAACCUGGGAGGAAGCGACACGACGAGCCAACAAGAUGCAGCGGACACUGUAUCAUUAUCGAACAGCCAGAAGAGCUUCGAAACCAGAUGCACCAUCCUUCUCGUAGAAGACAACAUAAUCAACCGGAAAGUCCUUCGUCGCCAACUACAGUCCCGAGGCUUUGAAGUUUUUACCGCAAGCAAUGGGCAAGAAGCCGUCGAUGCUGUUGCAAAGCGUGGCCAGAACGUACCCGAAGAUACUAACGACCGCAAUUACUUUGACUGCAUUCUCAUGGAUCAAGAAAUGCCCAUCAAAGACGGGAACACGGCAACGCAGGAAAUUCGAAAGUUGCAAGAGGAGGGCAAGAUAGGCUACUCGCGGAUUCUGGGCAUCAGUGCCAAUGUAAGAGAGGCGCAGAGGAAGGGCAUGAUCGAUGCAGGCAUGGACGAGGUCAUCAGCAAGCCAUUCAAAGUGGAAGACUUGGUCAAAAAAUUCAGAAACGUCAUCCGCGCAGAUGUAGACGCCAAUGGUAAAGGAAAUCAAAGUCCAGAGGACAGCAACGCUACUACGGACAAAGGCGCAAAGCCACACCAAGACGGAACCGUAUUCGAUGCAAGAAAUGACGUCGACUGGAGUGGUGGGCAGCGAGACAAGGAUGGGCGUGGAGGCGAGCGACAAAGAGACAGAAGAGAGAGGUGGUAG
Messenger RNA from Alternaria atra, 2847 nucleotides. RefSeq lists its product as uncharacterized. Gene Ontology annotation, molecular function: phosphorelay sensor kinase activity. Gene Ontology annotation, biological process: phosphorelay signal transduction system; phosphorylation. The transcript is spliced from 6 exons. NCBI's taxonomy places the organism in Eukaryota, Fungi, Ascomycota, Dothideomycetes, Pleosporales, Pleosporaceae. Bases 1 to 2847 code for a protein of 948 amino acids. The record is from RefSeq and is a predicted model, not a curated record.